Molecule: messenger RNA, 843 nt
Organism: Fibroporia radiculosa
Lineage: Eukaryota; Fungi; Basidiomycota; Agaricomycetes; Polyporales; Fibroporiaceae
Exons: 7
Coding region: 1-843 (280 amino acids)
Source: RefSeq, a predicted model, not a curated record
AUGCACCCGGGAGUGCGGAAUCUGCAGUCAUUGAUUGAGGAGGCGUGGAGUAAAGGGUUUGAUGAAGAGGGUGCUGAACAACUCAAACGUAACCUGGUCGGUACUGGCAAGUAUAUCGGCACGGCAGAGCUGUACGUUGCGUUUACAUAUCGAGGAAUCCCAGCACGUCUAGCAGAUUUCGAUCUUAAUGAUGGCGUAGAAGUGUUACUCAAUUGGGUGCUUCAACAUUUCUGUAUGACGGACACACCUCCCGUCAUGCUGGACGAAGAUUUGAGUAGUAAAGCUUCCGUCAUCGUGACUGAAAAAAUGCCACUCAUCUUUCAGCACGAUGGGCACUCGCGCACAAUUGUGGGAUGUGAACGAUGCGCAGAUGGCUCUAUAAAUCUCCUCAUCUUCGAUCCCUCUAGGUAUAUCCCUCCUAAUGUGCGGGAUGCAGGGUUGAGAUACCAUGCGACCGACCUCUCGGGUGGCACGACUAGCAGUCAACCUGUCUCUCUGUCGAAUGUGCUACAUGAGGCGUUACACCCAGUGCAGACAAUCAAGGCUCACAAACGCAAGGCUGAUAACACUUCAACACACGAAUCAUCCAAGAAGCAUCGUGGAGGCUCCGGAAGCAUAGAUGGUCUCACGAACGAUGUCACCCGAAAUGGCGGUUUGGGCCCUACUACUGGAAGGAAUGAAGUGCAGCCAGAUGCGUCUAAAGUUCUCGGGAUAUUCAGGCUAAAUGCAAAUAAACUGAAGAGGAAACGCCAAUACCAAAUUCUAUACUUCCCCUUAACAGACCCUUUAACGGAGAUUGAGAGGCGGGCCAGGCGGCUGGUGACCUCGUUGAAGAUUCACUAA